Messenger RNA from Aphanomyces astaci, 1983 nucleotides. RefSeq lists its product as hypothetical. The transcript is spliced from 4 exons. The coding region runs from base 1 to 1983 and encodes 660 amino acids. The record is from RefSeq and is a predicted model, not a curated record. Lineage: Eukaryota; Oomycota; Saprolegniomycetes; Saprolegniales; Verrucalvaceae. Gene Ontology annotation, molecular function: nucleic acid binding.
AUGGACGAAACAAGCUUCGCGCCAUCAAAGACAUCAAAGAAAGUUGUCGUAUAUCGCACGACAAAACACGUGUUUGCAGAGGAAUCAUCUGCGUCCGCGCAUGUCACCAUUAUCACAUGUGUUGCCGCCGACGGAACCAAGAUACCACCAUUGUUUGUGCUCCCCGGUAACCGAGUAUCUACGGAGGCGUGCGACAGCAUCAGUAUCCCUGGUGCCGCUAUCACAUCGUCGGAGAAAGGCUGGACGAACUCUUUCAUUUGCCGGAAAUGGCUGGCGAUGCUCAACUCACAGUGGGCGAGCCCAUCGAGGGGUCCGGGGAUGUUAUUGGACGAACGCCAGGUUCGGCAGCGCGUGGUCGCCAAGGACGUUGAUGCCUUUCUCCUUGAAACAAGCGUCCUACAUUACGACCCCUAUGUCAAAAUUGAGAGAGAAAGUGCGGUGCGGUUGGUGCAACGGUUCGUGAAACACUGUGGGUACCUCCGUGGCUCCAAGAACAGGCAAGAAGCCACGCAGCAAAUUAACCCAACAACCCGUCGCACAGUCGUGUACCUCGAUGAAAGCUCCGUCCAUCAUCACUACAACAAAAACGACAUCUCCAUGUACGAUCCUACCGAUGAUCUGGACGUCCAGCCCAAAGCGAAGCACAAAGGCCGCCGAUUUUGCUUCAUCACCGCUAUUGUGGACGGCGGCCCCGACAAUUCGAAAAUCCUGUUCUACGAAAAGUUUGUUGGUGGCAAGCAAACGAAGGACUGCCAUGGUAUGUUCGACAACUCGUACUUUGCGGACUGGUUUCACCGGCUCUUGGAGGCUCUCCAGGACCAUGCUAUCGCCAAUGCCAUCAUCGUCAUGAACAACGCAAAAUAUCACAAGUGCAUACCAGACACCACGCCGAAAUUCACGGGGCGUAAAGCCGACCUCAUUGACGUCUGCGACACCCUUGGCAUCGCCUACUCCCCCAGUGAGCUGAAGGCUACCAUCUGGGCCAAGCUGCAGCCAUACACGUCUGCUGUCGUACCUGAAGUUGUGGAGUUGGCAUCGCACGCCGGGCACGAGGUCAAGUACAGUCCGCCGCACCACUCAGACCUGCAACUUAUUAAGCUCGUGUGGGCAAUCGUCAAAGGUAAUGUCGGCAGACAGUACGACACCAAUACCUCCUUCCAUGACGUUGAGCAGCGCCUUGACGCGGCGUUCGAGGGUCUCACGUCACAAAUGGUCCACGGGUGCAUCAUGAAGGCGGAGAGCGACCUCCUAGCCAUCCAUCAGCACAUCAGCCCAAUUGAUGACGACGAUUACCAGGACUCGAGUGACUCAGACAAUGGGGACAGCGGCGGGAGCAGCGAGAGCUCGGACGACGAAAUCGUUGUUUUCGGUAUCCCGGAUUCAAUUCAACGCCCCAUUUUGUUGAUUUUGGACGGAUGCUCGUCGCACUACUCGGAGUACAUCUACGCAGAGGCAGCGUUGUUGAAUAUUUUGCUGCAAUUCCUACCCGCCAAUGCAACCCAUCUGUUCCAGUCGUUGGAUGUUACAGUCUUCAGGCCCUUCAAGCAGGCCAUCCGAAAGGCGAUUGAGGAUACCAUGUGGACUGACGUGUCCACAUGUAUCAGCAAGCAGCGCGCCAUCGAAAUCGCUUGCCGAGUCUGGUAUCAAUCGACGAACCAAUCACCAAUCACAAACGGCUUUGUGUGCACCGGACUCUGCCCCCCAUCGUUGGACAAGAUGUUGUACCGCCUGUCUCUUUUCAAGCCGUCUGCAGAUAUUGGGGUCAAUGAGACGUGGCAGAAAAGGGUUGAUAGUGUUCGUGAUCAUGGGCUACUUCUCCCGCCAACAAAGAAGCGAAAAAGCGCGACAAGAAAGACGUUGACCGUGAGCGGGAAGUUUAUCACGGCAGAUUACCACAACUUACUGCAAGCUGCAGCAAAGCCCAAGCGCAAGAAGAAGGCUACUCGCCAAACCGAAAAUAUUGUGGAAGAUUGUGUGAUUUAG